Messenger RNA from Sycon ciliatum, 19611 nucleotides. RefSeq lists its product as uncharacterized. The transcript is spliced from 5 exons. Lineage: Eukaryota; Metazoa; Porifera; Calcarea; Leucosolenida; Sycettidae. The record is from RefSeq and is a predicted model, not a curated record. The coding region runs from base 262 to 18579 and encodes 6105 amino acids. Gene Ontology annotation, molecular function: ubiquitin-protein transferase activity; ATP hydrolysis activity.
CGUGUUGUGGAAAGAAUCCUUUUUAGUGAUCUUCGUUUUCCCGACUUCAAGAGGACACAGUACAGAUUCGUCCCCCCAGUCCCCCACAUCCUGAGACUAGUAGUAGACCUACCGUGCCCUGGGUGCGGCGGCGCUGCUUAGGUGAGCAGCAUUGGACGCUGACCAUGUCCUGAACUCAGCGACUGCACUGACGUGCAGAGUUUGUUUCAUAGUACUGUAGCAGCGAGAGAUUUCGAUUCCUGAUUGGUGUCGUGGACCGCCAUGGCCUACAAACCCAGCCCUGGUGAUGUGUUCAGGAUUAAAAUGACCAUCGAGCCACCGAGAGGACAGAAGUAUUUAGGUGUGCGCCAGGGAGAAAUGGUUGUGUUCAAGAAGUACACAGCCAAGUCGGAGCAGGGACAGAAACUCGGCCUUGGACCGGGUUGGUGGAAGAUGAAUGUGCAAGGAGUGCGCUCGGAAGCUGGUACUCGUUUCGUGGCAGCGAAUAAUUGUGAGCUUGUGCUGCGUUCCGUGCCUGGGAGCAACCUGACUGCCUCGAUGAGCCCAGAUGGAAGCCAUGAGGGUGCGUUGUCUGGAAGCUUUGAUGGUGGUGCUGCGAAUGCUGGAGCCAGUGGAGGUACUGCUGGUGCUGCUGGUGCUGCUGGAGCGAGUGGAAGAGGAUUUCAGGAACCGGGUGAUUGCCCUGGUACAUGUUCACAGUCCCAUGACUCAUCCGCUGCUGCUGCUGUUGGUGCAGCAGGUGAUCCCGCCGAGUCGUGCGCACGUGACAUGCACAACACGCACCCAGGAGGACCAGCUCAAGUGGAGUUUCCAGUCCGCUGCCGCAUUCUUGAAAAUGUGUAUAGCGAUGAUGCACACGCAGAUUAUCUUGAUGUGUCUCGUGGAGAUAUGGUGACUGUCACGGGUCCUGCCGGAUAUGGUGUCUAUCAUGCACACUCCGAAUAUGGUGCAAUUGGUACUGUACCUGCGUCCGCUGUUGAUCUGCGGCGUGUUGCGCAAGAGCAGCCAACCACAGCGUCUCGUCAAACACAAGAUCGCGGGCAAUCUGUGGAUUUCAGUCAAGAACGUGAGGGUACCAACGCCUUACUGAGUUUCUUUGGAUUCCUAGGAGGUCGGAGCCGCAGCAGAGUCAUCUGCAGCGAAUAUAACGCUCUACUGCAGAGUUUCUACCAGAAUGGAGACGUAUGUGUGCUAGAUGUGCACAACGUCUUCAAGGCUCACAACCUGCAAGGGGCCACCGGCAUUCGUGAAAUCUGCAGGAUGAGCAGCAUGUUCAUUAAGCGAACGGACGACCUUCAUCAGUGCUUCAAACUCAUCACGAUCAUCCUGGUGGAGAUCACCCAGCGCCUAAUUGUUCACGGUGUCCUAGCCUCUAAGGAGUACAAGUCCUUUGUGGAACAGUGUAACGAAGUGUCCACAUGCCUUCAGGAAGGUUUUGACCGUGAAAUCUUGGGACCAGCAGCUGGGGACUUGACAGCCUGUGGACGUGACUUUCAACAGUGCUUCGGCCGACGUCGCGACCUGAUCUCAAAAGUCACCACCAGCCUGAUGGGUCACUGCCGGGAGACGAACGUCUAUCUCAUUGUCUCGCUGAUUGCUUUGGACUUCUGGAUGGGCACUGUGUUUGACUGGAGACUGGAAGGAAGGUGGCUGCGCCACAUGGAGGCGUUGGUCUGGAAAUCAACCGCGAGGGCUCGCCAUACCUUCCUCUCUGUUCUUGCCGCAAAGGAACUCGACCACUUCUUCUCCAUUCCGCUGGACGCAGAAGCCCUGCUGGCGUGUGUUGGGCAGCUGUACAACUCACACAACAUGGACGAGAGCACCGCCGUUCUCAUCUGGACCAAACUGGUGGUUCUCAAGCUGCACGAGUCUAGAGAGAACGUAAAGGCGUUUCUUCAUCACAUCAGUCGCCACAGCACAGCCAGGCGCAAAGUACUGCCCUUCGUUCUUGCCCACGCAUCCACCAGCAUUGGUCCGGAGAUCGCCCUGGAAUUCUUCAACGCCAUGCAACUCGGUCUUGAUUUCGACAUGGCGGCAAGAGCGGCCAACCAGGCUGUUACGAAUCUGAGCCAGGCAGAUAACAUCGACGGUUUUCUGACCAUCAACAAUGGCUUAGUUGACUACUGCUUCCAGAAUGGUGUGAAGCCAACAGUUGAUCAGCUGCUGAGGACGAUCACUUCGAGCACAGCCAAUCGCAGUGCACUGAGCGCUGGUAUCAUUCUCUCGAUCACCUUCCUGAAAGGAGACGCUCGCCUGAAAGUCAACGAGUCUCGUCAGGAAUACAAGAGACGCUCGCAGGUAAUGGACUUGCUGGAUGCAGUAGCGAAACAGUCGAAGAACACACUGAUCAAGGAGUACCCAGAGGUCAUUCUCAACCUGCAUGCCAAAUUUGGAAGUGACAUUCGGAACACAGUGGGAAUCAUCGAUUCAUCUCCUUUGCUGAGUCAGUUUGGAGGAUUUUCAACCGAUGUGCCAUCUUCAGCAGCCAGCGUCCUUGCCAAUAUGAGAUUCUCGGAGAAAUCUUCUGUGAAGGAGUUCCUCCAGGAGGCAGUGGAUGUGCUCAAUCUGACAACCGACCGGCGUAUACGCGUUUCACCGGACAGCGCCUCAACUCUCCUGUGGAUGGGUUACUGCUAUUCUGCUCGCAAUCACCUGGCUAGUCUUCUCAAGAACGGAGUUUCCAUCGCUGCUGGAUACGCUGAGAUUGUCUCCAUGCCAAAGAAGGUCUGGCAGAGCCGCAGUGAGCCAGCUACACUGGAAGCCAUCUUCUAUUCAAUGGUGCUGGAUGUUCUGCAGGUUUUUGACCCGAUCUGGGCGGUCACUGGAGUGGACAGCAUCAUCCUGAAGUGCUCGCACGUCUACUCGCAACAAAGCCAGGCCACGUCUUGGGCAAGGAACCGAAUGUCCGGUUAUGUUAGCGCUGUCUCAGAGCUUGACCGGCUUCAGAUUAGCAUGAUAGACCGCAGCUACACCAAAGCAGAGUACAAUCGUCUAUCGGAGUCACUUUCUACCCUCAACACUAUGUUCGCUGCGUGCGGAUUGGAGCGCGUUCCACGCCUGCCCAAUCCGGAUGACGUCAUCCAGCGCAUGAAGAAGAAUCAGAAACUGGCGGAUUGGCUUCAUAGCAGAUCUGUUCCGAAUGCAGGUGAUGCUGCGCAUGACCUCGAUGUACUCUCGACCAGCAGCACCGCAACACUCUGCGUCAUGGAGAAGCGUGUUGACGAAGUGUGGAAACGCUUUGGCGAACCGCUGCGUGACCAGUUGGCAAGUGACUGCCCCGAAUCGCUGGUGCACUUCAUCCUCUACUUCAGCGGCAACAGCAAGAUCUUCGAUGACAAGAGCCAUACAGAGUACGACAGCAGUUCUUCCAUGCAAGAUAGAGCCUGGGUCAGGCGUAUUCGCAAUGCAAUCAAGCAAGCCCACGGCACGUUCACAAACCUGCUGAACGGCAUAUCCAAGUAUCGCAUCAUCCGACGCAUCCUGGAGAACUUGCAAGACGUCAACUUGACGGAAGAGCUGGCCUUGAUCCAGGCGUACCCGCCAUACCAGCGCUUCCAACGGCACGGCAGCAGUGCCGGACACAUCACUGUGGCCGUUGCCAUCAUUGAGCACCUGCGCAAUGGACACGUCAGCGACAUCAAGAAUGUGCUGAGCGACAUGGGGAUCGUAGACGACGGCGAUUCCGACAUGCUAUACCUGGAACGUCUUGGCACUUCCAUCUCCGACGAGAGCACGCUGGCAAGCUUUGCUCAGGAGUACGAGACACUGUAUCAGCUGUUUGACGGGCUACAAGCCGACCAUUUCAAGCUCUUCAAGGAAAUGGCGUCGGGCAACUGUGAUAACAUCCGCAACUUCUUUGCGACUGACUACCACUCGGACGAUGGCCGACGAGAAUUCCAGGUGAAGGUAUACCACCUGAACAUGCGCAUGCAGCGUGACUCGUUCAACAACAACCUAUUGUUGUCACUGCUAGACACGCACAAGAUCAUGAGUCCAUUCUUCCUGCUGAGCCAGAAGAAACCGCUGAGGGCUAUUUUGCAGGCUGUGGCCAACAUCCGUGUCAACCUGCACAAUGUGAAGACCUGCAAUGAACAGAUGGACUGUAUCGCCGAACUGUUCAAGAAGGCUAUUGCCAGUGCCACUGAGACCACCAUCGAUCAGCUCACCAAGCUUUCCUCUGGAGGCAAUCUAACGGUAGAGCUUGGCGCCAUGUCAUGCAGCUCCUCUGUUUUCUCCUUCUCGUAUCAGUACUCAAGCGAGAUGACUCAGCAGCCGGCCAGCGGUGAACAGCAGCGUCACGGACACAGCGGUGUCAUGAAGGAGCGAGAAGUGAAAGAUUUCCGCAGCAACCUGCAGUACCUGCGCUCCAUGCAGGGAGAGAACGACAUCACGGCACAGGGACAGAGCCAGACCAUCGGUCACAUGGCCAACGACUUUGCCAACAUGCUAGUCGUGGUGGACGAAGUCAUUGAGCUGCUGUUCCAACAUGAGGAGGAAGGUCACCCUGAGUACCAGAAUUGCUUGGUAACCUUUUCAUUGGACAAGGAAGGAUUGCAGACAAAGGCUGCAGAGCUGCAGGAUCAACUAUCCGAUUGGUCGAAGAAGCUGGCGGAAGUGCGCAGACAAUGCCGCUUGCUCCGCCUGUUUACAAACAAGGACAUCGCCACCAUUCUUGCACUGUACACGCCUGAGACUGGGGGCCAAGCACCACAACAACUUUGCACCGGACGGAGCAUGCGUGAGACUGCCAUCUUCAAGUUGGCCGACAUCAACUUGGAGCAAGACGCACGACGCGAGGACAUUGUCAAUAUAGCAGCUAAGCUGGUGAGCAACUAUGUCCGAUCUCUGUCAAACAUUGCACAGAUCAAGGAAGGCUGUGAUUUGGCUGACUGCAUCAGCAAGUCCAUGGAAGAGAGAAGCACCGACAACAACCGCAUUAUGCAAAUGUUCCGACGUCUCUUGGAGACGGAACUGGUACUCCGUGAGACCAGGCUACCCAGCCAGCAGGGCAAGCAGUAUAUCUGUGCUGCCGAGCGGACGGACGCCAGCAAGGGUAAUCUGAGCAACACCCUUCUGCUGCUCUGCACCAUCUUCCUGUACAAACACAACUGUUUGCCGUGCACUGGACAGGUCCUAUUCUGCUCUGAGCGCACAAGCAACAGCGAACUGCAGGCGUUCUUCACGCGGAUUGCAGCGUUCCCGCAGCUGAUAUUCGCCAUGGUGGGAGUGGAGCUACUGGGCUACAAUGAACGUAGUCUACUGCUCGAGCAGCAGCAUCAGUUCGACACUGAUCCCACCUUCAACAGCGUGGUCUACUACAUCUGUCUGGAUCUGACUAUCUGCUCCUGGUGGCCUCAGUCGUACGUGACUAGUCUGCAGCUGGCCUCUCAGCCCAUUCGUGCGCUCUCCGACUGUCUGAAGUCUCUUCUCGGACACGGUCAAUCGCGGCCAGAGCUGACUGCUGUUGUAGGUAGGUCAGGCAGCGGCAAAUCACACUACAUCGUCAACCAGCUUCGGAGCGACCCUGGCACUAUGGCUGCCACUGUGGCUGUUGCUGGCUCAGGAGACACGUCCAACGUGAUCAGAAAACUGUCUGCACUGGACAAUAAAUCCGCAGUGUUCUUCAAUCUUUUGAGCCAUGUCGACAUGGACUAUAUCAAUCGUGUCUUCUUUGAACUGAUUGUAUGCGGUACACUGGGUGACCCAGAGUUCUCAGCACUGUUCACCCUACCGCAGUCUUCCUCCUGGAAAUGGUUCGUGGAGAUACCUCACUGUGAAGACAAGGACGAUCCCAACGCAACCUGCGAAUCUCUGGCUAAGAGAGACUACCCUAUGAUCAGCCUGCUGUCUGAGUUCCACACUGUCACGGAAAUGAACAACCCCAUUCAUAUUGGUCAGCAGGAGCGGCGCAUGGCAGCCAUACUGACAUGCUACUAUCAAGGACGACUCGAUCCACCUGUUGGCCUAGCUGAUCAAGGCGACGAGAUGUGGCAGAUUGCCAAGGCAGAAGUGCUGGACGACAAUGAGUGCCGAGUUCAGUUGCAGCGUCUAUUCUCGGACAUAAAGUUGACCAACUCUACCAAGAUGCACCAGAUGGCGUUCUUGCGCUACCUGUAUGAUCGGCUGGAGCUCUUCAACAGAACAGUCUUCGUGACCAGCGUGUCGUUCAUGUACUGGAACUUGGCCACCAAGGCACUGUUGCACUUCAUGAGAGAGGCCCACUAUCUUGGCACACGCGGUCUUGAGUGCAUGUGGCAGAAGUGCAAGCAGUACUUCCUGAUCGCUGAUCCCACUGGUGGAAGCUUUGCUACCUUGGAGCCGCCUGAACGUGCAGAGCUCCCUGUCAGCAGUACAAUGCUGCUGCGGCGUGACGGAAAGGAGAAGGCACUGCUGGCAAUCGAACCGGAAAUGGAGUCGGAACCGGCUGGCUACCUGAGCUGGGCGUUUGGUCUGCCCAAGGACAGAAUCAAAUACCUACUCGAUCAGAAGCAGUUCGUCUUGACCAGAGACUUUAUGUACAAGCUACUGUUGAUCAAUGAACGCAAGAAGGCCCGUCUUCCUCUGAUCAUAGAAGGAGAAACGGGAGUUGGAAAGACGUUUCUUCUUGAGAUGUACACCAAGUUCAUGAACUAUGAAGCAGCGUACAGCGCAGAACGGGAGAGUGCACCAAGACCCAUCUCCCGUUGCUGUGGUUGGAUUUGUAAGCUUGUUUUUGGUGGCCUCUGGAAGACAAUGAAAAAGGAGUCACGUCUGUGGUUCGCUGGUAAUGAAAAUGAAACCUAUCCACAGCAGAAGCAUCUUGCUGCAGAACAAGAGGAGCGCCUUAAUCACGAAAGGUUUCAUACCCCAGAACAGCUGGGCACGUUUUGGAGAGAGCUUUUGGAAGAUCAUUUGGACGACGAGACACGCAAAACUGCAAUCGAUGGCCUGUCCAAUCAAGUGGAGGUGUGGUUGAAGAGGUUUCCCAUCCUCAAGCCAGUCGCAACUGUGAAUGAGUUGCGUGAGAAGAGCAGCCUUUCAGCUGUGGAAAGUGCAGAGCUACUAUCGUCCUAUGUCUCCAGUCCCAUUGAAAACCUCUUCUUCAAGCUUCUCAUCCAUCCAGGUAUCUCAAAACAGGCUCUGGUGGCGUUCAUGGAGGCGCCGAGGGUUCUAGCAGCGCGAUGUCCUGACCAAGAGGUUGUAGUGUUCUUUGAUGAGGUGAACACUUCCAGCUGUCUCGGUGUCUUCAAGGAGAUGCUCAUUGACAGAAUGCUAGAUGGCAAGCCCAUUGAAGACAACAUCUUCUUCAUCUCGGCUAUCAAUCCAAGCCUUGCCAAGCCUGCCGGCCGGGCUGUUGCUUCAUCAACACCAGCAAUGCCCUCUGCAGCUGGGCAGCAGCAUGAUGCAAACGCAGAUUUCAUCGACGCAUUUCGCCAGGUGUACUUCGUCCAUGAUCUGCCGGAAGUCAUGAACCAGCUGAAGUGGGUCUAUGGCAGUUUGAGCACGGAGCAGGAGCUGAAGGAAUACAUUGUGGCUAAGAUUGACAUUCAGAAGAAUCUCAUUGUGAAGACAGACCGUACUAUCGUUGAAUUCAGUCUGGACUUGAAGAAGGCAUUUGCGUCCAUUCUGCUCCGUGCCCACCAGUACUGUAUAUUGUUCCUUGGCAACAGUUCAGUCAGCCAGCGUGAUAUUCAGCGAGUGUUCCUUCUGAUUCCGUUCUUCUGGCACGUCGAAGAGAACUUGAUGAAAGAACGACAGAAGCAACAGAGCUAUGCUGCCAUCAUGAAUGUCAAUACAGUGCUGAAGAAGAGCAUUUCCUUGGCUAUCGCUGUGGUCUACUACUUCCGGCUGCCGCGCGAGCCAAUCAAUGACCGCAGCAGCAUAUCUCAUGGUGUCUGCCGUUCCGGUUUCCAGCACUAUCUGCACAGCGACCAAACAGAUAUAGCACAGGCACACAUGCACAAGCUGGCUGAUCUGCUUGCAGCGUGCCCUAAGUGCUCUGAUCCACAGUACGAGGGUGUGUAUGCGUUGCAAGCGAACAUCGACGACAUGAUCAACGACUUUGUGACACGCGAGCACUUCAGCUUGCCGGAAGGCGUUGCCCUUACCGAAGCUCUGAAGGAGAACAUCUUCUGCACAGUGGCGUGCAUCCAGACACGCAUCCCUCUUGGAAUAGUCGGUCAGCCAGGCUCGUCCAAGACACUGAGCUUCCACAUUGUCAAAAACAACCUCCGCGGUGAGCGCUCAAUCAGGCCUUUCUGUAAGCAGUUUGUGGCGAUUGACUCUUUCUUCUACCAUUGCUCAGAGCAGUCCACUUCAGAGCAGGUGGCCAGUGUAUUUGACAAUGCAAUCGAGAGACAGAACUUCUACAACCAGCAGGCGAGCCAAGAGUGGGAGAAUGUGCGCCGGAGCCAUGUGAAGUUCGUCAACAACGAACCUGUAGUGGAGGAAGUUGUCAGUGAAGCUGGAGCACAGCAGCCCAAGGUGUCCACCCACUGUGUUGUCUUCCUUGAUGAGGCUGGACUACCCACAAAGGAGAAGAGCAAGAUGGUGCUCAAAGUUCUCCGCCCGUAUCUGGAUGACUGCAAAGUAGCCUUUGUUGCUCUGUAUAAUCACUGGUUUGAUGCAGCCAAUGCCAAUCGGAUGGUAACGCUGUAUCGCUCACAAGCCGACCUGAAGGACCUGGUGGUGCUGGCACUUGGCUGCAUCAAGCGAGGAGGCCCACAGGCUGGUGAGGAUAGCGCCAGUAACGACGAGCAGCUGUACAUCACUGGCCUGUGCGAGGGAUAUCAGGACGUGACCCGAGACGCAGCGUUCGCCAAGCUCUUCCAUCACCAAGACCUGAUCUACUUGCUUCGGCAUCACUACCGCAAUCAGCUCCUCCGCAACAAAAGGCAGAUCCCGCGAAAUCCGAACAUCUUGCUUGAAGCUCUGGAGGAGAACUUUGGUGGAAUGGUGAAUCCGGAUGACUUCUGUCGGCUGGCGGAUAUGUUCUUCAGCGCUGUUGCCAGGCAUGUGGAUAACUAUCCCACUAACAUCAGCGAUGGAAGGUUCAGUCUUCGCAACACUGUGAAGAUACUGAGAGAUAUCAACGUGGCCAAUCAACAUGUUGACGAACAGGAGUUCCUCAGAACCGGUCACCCGCUGGCCCCGCGCUUCCGCAUGAUCAUCGACCCAACGGACGACUACACAGCGCUGGACGUCAUGCGGAAGAUGAGCCUGGUGGAUAGCCACAAGACGCAUGUCAUACACAUGAGCAACCUGCCUGGGGAUGAAGAUGAGCUGCACAGUGCAGAGAUCCUGGCCAGAAUCCGCCGCUUCUUGGAAAUGGACUGCACCAUUGUGCUCGUUGAAACACGUCGUGUUCACGGCAGUCUGUACGAGCUGCUGAACCAGACGUUCCGAGUCAUUCACAACGAUGGUGGCCGGCACAUCUACGCGGACAUUGCCGUCGGUGCCACUACGUAUCUGUGCCGUGUCAACCCGCACUUCCAAUGCGUGGUCAUACUCAAACACACCGAAAUGGAAGUCUCGUCCACGCCGUUCCUGAGUCGAUUUUCCAAGUUUGUGCUGCGACCAAUGGACGCCAUGAAGUACGCACUCAACAAGGUGGAUCCCAGCGAACUUAGCACCAUUGCCGUCAUCCGCGAUCGAUGCAAAGGGUUCAUGGAGCAAAUUGGGUCACGCAACUUCUACGGCUGCAAUAUGGAGCUGACUCCGAACACGCUGAUGAUGUCUCACCUGCACAGCACGGUCAACGACCGAUUCACCUUUGUGCCUGUCACGUCAUGCACUGCGGAAGUACGCGAGCAGUUCAAGGCAUCGGUGGUCGACGAUGCACAGCUCUCCGUGCGAUCUCUGUGCGCACGCCUUUUGCAGCUGUUGCCUCCGGAGCACUUUGUUCUUGGUCUGAACACACUGAAUGACCCGGCCGCGUAUUUGACUAUCUAUUUCGACAUUUUGGAGCACUUCAGUUUGCAGCACAUCAUCUCGGUGAUCAACAAGCGCGCCCUGCAUCAAUCGCAUAGUAUGUCAGCGGUAGCCAGCGGGAUUGUCAGUGUCAAUAAGUUCAUGAUCUAUACGCGCUCAUCGCUGGCUGUAUCUCGGCUGGCUGGCCAGCCGAGUGAGUACUUUGGCAUUGAAACUGCAACCAAGCUAGAGAUAGCAGAUACGAGUACGUUCCGCAAAUGCAGUGAGGCUGAGGUCUUCCUGGAGAAAUUUGUCAAGUCGCAGAAAACGUGUGCCAUUCUCUUGGUGGACACAUCAAACGGCGUUUCGUCAGCUAUGUCCAUAGCCCUAUUCAAGCAUCUCAUCAACGAAGCCGCGGUAUCCCUGCGCUGCUCGUCUGUAAACGUGCCUGUGAAAAGCUUUGUCCUGCUGCUGCACUCUCCGCUGUACAUUCCCAGCUCCAAGCGGGCGUACCCGUGUCCUCUUCUAGACGGCUGGGACUGCUGUUUCAUGGACUUGCCGGGUGGUGUCAACGUGCCUCUGAUGAACGUCAAAGCUCUGGCCAAGUCGUGUGCCCUGCAUGGCUUAGCUAGGUCGCCCAAGGGAAAUGAACAGCAUUCUGAUGAUGUUGAUGAAGCCAGAGAAUCUGAGUACCUAGCUGCCUCCUUGGAGCACGGGCUAAUGAACAUCAAGGAGGACCUGUCUCGCGUCUUCUGUAGCCGAUUAGGCAAUAUCAACACUCCAGCAGACAUUGUGUCAUCAUUGGAACCACGUGACCUCAUUCCGCUUUACACACCAAGCGGAAGACUUUCUCCGGGCUCUGGCCUAACCGCAUCCAGCCUAUCUGAGCGGUCGAGAACAGUCACAUUCAUCCUGAACCAGUAUCCGUCCAUUCUCAAGCACAUUGGCCGACGUCUCUUCCAUCGAUUCACGCCUCAGCGCUCGUUCCAGCUUCUGGACAGACUGGCAAAGCAUGUUGCUCAGCGAAAGUCCUUCUUUAGCUUCGCUGAUCUGGUGGAGAUGCAUAUGCGACCGGAGCUGGAGAAUAUCUUCCAGAAGGUGAUGGUCACGCUGUGCAAGGAUUUCGGAUUGGCAACGCUGAUCCGCAGCCAGGUGCCAGAGGCGACGCUCGGGACACUGCUGGGUCUGAUCCCGCGCAUGACGGUGCAGGAUGAGCGCAGCUACAACCAGCACCUCUGCUCCAUCUCCUGUGCUGGUCGGGUGGUGGAAACGCCGCUGUUCGCUCAGUGGAAGCACCGUGUCGAGUCGUUCAUCAGGAACAUUGAUAUGGAAGAGCCGACGGCUUGUGAUCUGCUGCACAAACGCGUGAAGAACGAUGAGUGUCUGAGUCAGCUGAUUGAGUGUGAAGACCUGAUGGACAAAUACAUGACAGACCUGAUAGCCACUGUGUGCAACUGGACUGGUAGCAUGAAGGCUGUGAAAACCGCCAAGAUUUACUUGACACUGAAGUUCAAGGAGCACAAGGAGAGUGCGCCGGAGGACUGCUAUCGACUUUCGCACAUGCACUAUGUCCUGCACAUGGACGAACGCUCGGACGUGCUGCUAGUUCUGCACGGUUCCGGAGCUCUUGAGCACCUUCUAGAACCCGGAGACUUUGAUGCCGAUCAGUAUGUCCUGAGUCAAAAGACUACAACUGACAGCUACUUGGACCAGUUUGCGGAGUGUCUGUUCCGGAAUUUGUGGAGCCACUUGACCAGCCUGAAGCAACGCCUGGGCACUGAUGAAUGGUGGAGCUACAUGACAAGGUGGCGGCAGAGCUAUCGAUUCAUUACCGAGUUCUUCAAGCCAACCAACGCAGCACGGCUGUCCAAUGAACGAGAUGGAAUCCAGGAAGACUUCUUCAAUGCGGUGCAGAGAGUAUACUCCACCCAAACUCCCUUGCUACGCUUGAUGGUUGCGACAGACAUCUUCUUUGGCUCGCACACGCUAUGCGAAACCGAUGAUGCAGUGCGGGCGCUUCUGGAGACCAUUUCACGGCUCAAAUCAGAAGGCCUUACCACACCAUUGGACAUUGUCAAGCAGAUUGUCAGCACACUAUCCGGCAAAUGUGAUGAAGCAGACCGAACUAGCCUGUAUCUGGAAUAUCUGAAGUGGAUAAUGCACUCUCUGCUGAAGUGUGAGAGUAGCAAAGAGCUAACUUACGUGCUUCAGGCAAUCAACCAGACAGCUGAGGAGAAGGUGAAGAUGACGUUUGAAACAGCCACACAGCUCUUCAUGAUGAUCACCACUCAGCAGAAACAGUUGGGUGCUCGGGAUGACGUGCUGUGCAUCUUCCUAGAGGAUCAAGUCAGCAAGGAACUGCUCCGUGAUGCGGCUCCGAGAUGCCUUGAGCAGGAGUUCAGUGCUAGCAUCUACAUACCGGGCCUGUAUCUUCCAAUAGACUUUCCAGAAGCAGCAUUGCCCGCACGGCCCGAGGUGAUCAAAGGCAUCCUUAGCAUGCAACUCGCCCAUGUGUUCUACUCAUUCAUGUGCCAGCAGCAGGAGAAGCGACACAUCGAGUUCAACGAUCGCGUGACCGAUGCCGAUCCAGCUGGCAGCACGAUAACAGCGCAGAACUUUAGUCCUGGUCUGAUGCUCCGCUUUGCUGCGUUCACACGGGUUGCGUUCAGUGCAGCAGCCACGAAAAUCGCUUCACUGGUGGAGGCACCGGGCGGGCCAGAGUCGGCUGACGAUGUUGAGGGUAAGGUAGCCGCGCUGAAACCUUUACUGAACAGCUUGUGUGGCAAGCAUGCGAAAUGCGAUGCCUGGCUUUCCUUCCUGGUGUCCCGUCUUCUGUCCACGCAUCCUGCGCAGACCUUGAUCCGACUGCUCAAAAUGUUCGACGGAGACUGGGUGGCGAAGUGUUUGCAGAUGGUUGGCGGCAGUGUCAGUUUCAGUCAGAAUACAUUUGUCUUCAUGCAAGUCAGCAGUGCGGCCAGGGAAGAUGACAAGCUGCCAGGCACGCAUGACAAGUACCAGGAAUUCUCUAGCAUGUUUGAAGCAAGCGUGGCAGCCGAUAACAACUUCAAAGCCAUCAAAGAGUGGUAUACGCAACACAGCAGGCCAAAUGCACCCAAGCUCAUCCCUAACAUGGAAUCCCGCCACUGCGCCUCCAUGUUCAUUUUCCUGAAGGUGUACCGUGAUUACUUCAUGGAAAAGGAAAUGGAUAGGGUGAAGACCUUGGGCCAAGCAUUGCCAUUGACUCCGUUGCUGCGUGACAGCCUUCGGUUGCUGUGCCGUGGAUGUACUGUUGCAGUUCCAGAUCUUCAAGCAAUAUUCAAGGAGGGCAAGUGCCCAACACCGGAGCUGCAGUACGCACGAGACAUCAUCGUCCACUGCUUGGCAUACAUCCUUGCUACUGGCCAGCCUGGCAAUCAUCUCACGACUUGUGUCUACACACCUCGUGAUUUCCACAAGACACUGCUAUUUGGUGCUGUGAACUAUCGUGGCUACAUUGAUCCGAAUCCGACUGGCGUUCGCAUUGACUGCUGCUGCCAGUUUGAUCAUGAUGGUAAACCAACGUAUCUGGCUAGCUUCGCGCAAACAAUACCCGUUGCUCUAACCCCACUAGGUACGCAUCUCAACGCACUGCUAACAUUCACCGGCCUCUGUCUGCACGGCGUUACACAGAGUAACACUGCAGCGGACACACUGGAGGCUGUGCUGACGGAGAGUGACGUCCAGACCGAGUGUCCCAGGGCCGGCAGCUUUCUGCAGCAGGCGCUCCAGUUCUGUCUGAACCGCAUCGUGCAGCUUCACUAUCACCUGUACCACGAUGACAGUCGACUAAACCCGGACAGUGGCCUGGGCAUGGUGAUCUCGUCGCUGGAAAGACUGCUACAUCUUCAAAGCACAUCCAGUGCACAGCAGCUGAAGCCAUUCUACCCGGCCGAUGAGAGAACGGUAGGUUUACGUCAGCAGUCUGAGGCGUUCUUCCAAAAGGAAGUCGUCGACCACACUCUGCAUCUGAUAUGUGUGCGAUUGCAGCGCGGUACAUCUGACGGCGACCAGGUGGCCGCUUUCAGAAAGCUACACCGUCCUAGCCUGAGCAUGGCGGAUGUGCAAGGUGCUGUUGCGAGACUCGGCACAAGCCAGGCCGCGGCUCAUCCCGUCCUGCACGGUCUGCUUGGCAAUCUGGAGGCGUUCCAGUCGCUGCGCUACGCCACGGACAUUGCCAACUUCUACAUGCUCCUCCAUCGCUACCUAGCCUGUCAUGUCUCCGAGGCGGAAUCACAGAAAUUCAGUUUCUCGGAGGCUGUUGCCACGCUGAACCAGAACAGGCGGCAUCAAGACCGACUCCGCAAGUUCUUCAAGAAAGCACUCGAGAGCUUCAACAAAUUCCACAACAGAAUCGGUGGCACGCUGCAGCCUGGCGCUUGUAGCACGCGCGUAAGGUAUGAGGCUCUGGAUGACGACAACCCUAUUCACUACAUGAUCAGCACGCAGGCUGAAGAUGAAGGCGACAUUCUCUUCAGGGUGAUGCAGGAGAUUCUCCGCCACCAAGACCUGUUCUUGGUUAAGUGCCAGGAGGUGAAAGUCCAAGGCAGCAACGAGGCAUUGCGCUACAGUCUCCAAGCCGGCCAGUUUGAAGAUAAGAUCUCAAUGCUGCAGGUGGCCAGCUAUGGUGCCGGUCUUCUGCGUGUGUCCAGCGACGACAUGGAACAGACUUGCCUGAUGCAUAGUCAACUGGUGCAGGAUGCUGAUGGUGUGUGGCAGUCUAAGUUCAACCUGGCUGCCAUCGAGCAGUCGCUGGUGCAGCAGUAUGUCAACAGUGCGCGCAUCGUUGACCUAGCCAACUUCCGCGUUCAGUUCCGCUUCCGCGAAGAACAGUCCGAGCAGAGCGUACUAUACUUGGAGCAACUAGCCGCAGACUUGCCAGCAAGGAUCUUCCAUCAAGAGUUGGACCAUCAUAGCCGUGCUGCCAUCAGCCAGGAACUGAAGCGGCAGCACUAUCAAGAGUCGCUCAAGGUCCUGCAACACUUGGUGACAGUGUCCACUGAAAUCGUGAUGCUGAAGCCCACGUCAGAGUCUCGCGAAGGCGUGCAUGCAGAAAUGGAGAGAAUCGGGCAGAUGAGGCUGGACGACUUCCUUGAACAGCAGCAGAUGCCAGCAACGAAGCAGUCACUCUCUGCCAUCUCGAAUCAAGACAGUGUGCGAAUGUGCCACAUUGUUGAUCUGUACACAGCUGUCAAAGAGCACCUUACGGGGCAUGAGUAUCUCUACAUGCGCAUUCCACACUUGCUCAAGGAGAAAAUGGAGAGUAGCCUUGAUGAGAAGGUAGAAAAAGCACUGGACGACUACUUCUACGAGCAGUUGGGCGAGCUAGCUCUGCUGAGCAUCAUUGAUAUUGCUGAUGAAGCUCUUAGUGUUCUUCAGGACUCUGUGCCCCAUGUGCAGAACUACCCGGGCAAUUCCCUGAAGGAAACACUGGAUGUGCUUGAUGUCCUGGAUGCGGGAGAUGUUCUCUCUCGGCUGCCGGAUGAUGUUCGUGGACAGCACCUGAAGGAAGUGAUGGCAAAGCUGGUGAGGCACGGCUGCACGGCACGAGAGAAGCAAGUGGAGAGACGACAAGAACGCGCAGUGUGGCUGGAAUGGGAUGGAGAAGAGCCCAAAGCCCCCAAGUGGCUCGAAGUCGAGGCUCAGGUUGACUACUCGUGGAAUGAAUUUGAUGAGCUGGAGGGUUUGAGCAUACCCAGCCAAGAACAGGAAGGCAUGGAGUCCCCGUCACACGAUCAGUAUGAAGACCCAGCACAAGUCACCAGCACUAGCACUGCUUCCAGUGCAGAGGUUGGCAGUGGUGGCACUGCUGUUGCCUCUACUGUAAUUGAGCAAGACCACUCCAGGCAAACUGGGCAAGAUAGUCAAGGGGAGAGAUCAACAGUACGUCUUUACUCGCCGACCCACUCUACGUUGCCAGGCUUUGAUGAGAGCAUCGUUGUGUUACAGCCAAGCAGGGGAAAUGUGAGUGACACACAAGAGCAGCUAGAACCACAGUCCACAGUAGUCAACCAGGAGCUGAGCAAGAAGCUGAACGUUCAGGCACUGGCCCAGUCUGACAUGCCCCGACUCUCACUUUCAACACAGGAGCUACCGAUAACCAUGCCAUGUUCUGCCAUCACCAACGCCCCGCGUGGAAUCUCACGCCGCCAGCUGGUGCUUCGUGGUGACUCCACUUCGCAACAGGAGCCCGUCAAGUACGGCGGUGUUCGUGGCAAGGUUCUGCAGAAAGCCUGCAAGACGUUUGAGGUGGAAGAAAGCACGGUCCUGAUUGCCGACUGUAAUGGGUAUGUGCUGAAGGACACUGAGGAUCCUGCCAAGCACGUCACCACGAAUCUGUGUGUCUACUAUGUGGUCAAGGCGGAGAACACCAUCGAGGUCACCUUCCACCUGCACGGAGCUGCUGCGGACAGCAGUGCACAGGUGCGCACCGUGCAAGCACAGUUUGAGAAUAUCGCUUCUCUAUCCCUGUUGUGCACGACCGCACUGCGUCUAUUCGGCUUCACCUCGCCCGUCCGUGCAAUUCUAUGUAGCAAUGAGGGUGUCGUGUUUACUGACGAGUCCCUUCAAGGUCUACUCCAGUCGCACAAGGAGACUGCACUCCACUUACACACUGGAAGUAGUAGUCAGUUAGUAGCUGUUUUCUCCGAUGUGGUUGGUAUCAGCGCGCCACUAUCAAGUGUGCUCCACUCUGCAGUAGAGGAUUACCUUGCUGGUAGUCUCCUGGAUUGUGCCAAUUCUGCUUUCUACCCACCUCUGUCCAGCUUGCCUGCAGACUGCACUGAAGCUCAGGUCAUGUUUGUCCUUGAUGCUGGUGCAAUGUGCGACACGACAGUGGUGUGCGGACAGCGUCAGGUCACUCUGGAGCUUGUGAAGUGUACACGUGUUGAGCAGCUUCAUCGAGAGCUGCACGACUGGUUUUCUGUGGGCGAUCCUCACAGUGCGUUGGCUUGGAAGCCUAGCGAUGGAAUUGAGCAGGUGGUACCCGAUAUGUCCAUCUUACACCAGUACACGACUACCCAGAGUAUCUCCCCUGCUAACCACGAGUGCCGCAUGUCACUGCUUGUUGCAACAGCGCCACCGCACAAUGUUGUCAUUGAUCUGAGUGUCUUUCAAAUGCUGAGGACAAGCAUAACCGUGGAUGUCCACCAACGCACGGUUAAAGAUCUGGUCAAGGAACUGUCUCGCCAGCUGAGACUGACUGCCGAAGUGGAAGCGUUGGCCUCUCUGAUUGACACGUCUACUAUGUGUGAGCUACUAGAGAGCUCCCUACUGGAACCCAGUCUCUCACUGCUGCCUCAGCCUGCACUUCACCUAGCCUUACAGACAAGACGGGACGUGUUUACCGUGACUAUCCGUGCACAGGAUCAUGAGCAACAAGCUGAUAGCAAGGCCCUGACAUUGGUAGCUGCGGACAGCAUCACUGCGCAGCAUCUGCUUGGUAAGGCGUCGCACUUGCUGGAACUCACACACUACUUCCAGCAAUCGAGACCUGUCGGAGUCGCUUCAGACAGUGGAAUAUGGCUUCCAGGUGCCAUGCCUCUUGCACGCCUGCCACGAGAGGACAACGGGGCUGUUGUAAGAAUUGGCGUGCUCGACUAUGCCGAUUGUUGUGUUGUUCGGCUGAAGUUCCCAAGUGAGCAGUUUGGUUUGUUUGCAGUGCCCAUGGCAGUGGCAACUGGUGAACUGUUGAAGCUAGCAGCUCAAAUUGCUUCUUCCGAAAGUUCCCUAUGUUCUCUGCUGGUGGAGCAGAAGAGCUUAAUAAAUACCCAGACAACAGCAACAACUGCCAUGAGCAUGCUCGAGUUUUUAACGCAACUCAAGCAGGAUCACGACUUGCCUGGCGUUGAGACAUUGGGCACAUCGUCUCAUCCAUUGGAAUGUGAUGUGUCGCUAUCUGUGCCGCAAAAUGCUGCUGCGACUGGUAUGGCAAUGUCUGAUGGCCUGCAGCUAGCUAUGGCCGAUGCUAGUGUCGGACAGACAGAUGGCACAAUCCGGGUGAGGAUAGCUCUGUUGCAUAACCCACGCACUGUACAGGAAGUGCUUGUGCCUGCGAAAACCUCCAUCUCUAAGUUCUACAGCAGUCUCUGCAAGAGCCUGGGUCUGAGCCCAUCUGAGCAGCACUCACUUUACGCUCAGUCUCUGGAUUCUGAGCAACCGGAGCACAUUGAGAUAGAGAGCGAUGAAGAUGGAGAUGACGGAGAGGGAAAUGAAGACACCAUGAUCAGCAGCCUGUUGACAAGUGGCUACACGUCUAAUUUCUACAUCGAAGCGCCAGCUCUUGCUAGUGUGCACCGCUUGCAACCUGUCGAGGCAUCUUUCAUUCGACUGCCCAGCAACACUCUGUCACUUUCUGAAGAGACAUUUGAAAUCAUCGCCCCGACUACUCUCGCGGCUGACAGUACCACUAAUACGCUGAGUGUGAAAGUGCAGUUGCUUGGUGAUGCAGCUAGCAUUGUUCAGCUUCAAAUUUCUAUGACGGCCGUGUUCUCCGACCUGAUUGGAUUGGCAACGGAACACCUGAGACCUGGUCAUACCUGCACUGCCCUCUCUGUGGACGGCGAAGACAUAGAGCUUGGCGAAGAGGAGCUGUCAUCGCCGCUGACCGACAUACUAGACGGCAGUCAACUUGUGGAGCUCACGUUCACAUCCUGACCUACCGCAGGUUGCUGACCACACCGUCUGUUUGCCAUACCGCAGCGUCACAAUCACUUUCACCAGCUUGCACCUCGCCAGUGAGCUUGCAACAAUAUUCUUCCAAACAAGACUCCAGUAUGCUAUUUCAUGAAUUUGUUUUGAAAGCGGUCUCUGCAUGUUUUUCUGACUUUCAUGCUGCAUUUUGUUGACUUCACGCAUUCUGCCCAUGAUUCUUUAUUGAGAGACUCAACCUGAACUGCAGUGUGUUUUACUCUUCUUAGAUUCGACUGCGUUACACGUUUGCUGUGCUUUGGCAUUUGGACUUUCUGCGAUUGCAGCUCUGCAUGUGUGUCUUGCCUUGACUGGUGGACGAUCUUCUUACGCUGUGUUGUUCUGCAGUGUGCUGUGUACUCGAAGUAGCUUCCCAUUUUUUCUGCAUUGCAGUGUUCUGCCUUGUGUUGCCCUGCCUGGCAUUGUCUGGCCUUGCAUAGCCCUACAUUGGCAACAUAUUUCAAGUUUCAGCUGGCUUUCUUCCUUUAAUAUCAUUGUCUUGCCCCACUUAAAGCAGUGUGCUCUGUGGUCAAGUGCCAAUUUUUGACGUGCACAAUGUAUUCCAAUGCCUCGUUUGCUAGCCUUUUUUAGAUAUUUUUUAAAAGGACUUCUUAAGAACUUUCCCUAGAGGACCCGAUGUACUGUUUGCCGCAGUUUCUCAUGCAUGGCUUGCCACCGCGGCUUUCUGUUCACUUAUUUUUGAUGCUGUUGACUUUUUCCCCAUUCGCCUGUUGUCUGCUUUCCUUCGCUCAGCUUGCUUUUUCAAGUCUGCCUCGCCGCCACAUUCAUAGUAUUGUAUGCCUGUUUGUGCCUUUGCCACACACUGCACAUGCACCUGUACGUUCAUGCAAGAUGAUGCAAGGUGUUUUUUUCCCUAUUCAAGUUCCAAAUUUAGAUCCUUGUAUUCAUUGAAUGAACUACUACUAGUAGGAGUUUUCCUUCUUUUUUUUUCUUUUCGAAUCAUAUUUUUUAAACAAUCGUGAUUGACAUUAAAAAAGA